AUGGAUCCAACGCCGUUUAGUACUAAAUCAAGAAGAAAUUUCAGGAACGUUGGAAAUAUCUGGAAUGAUUUCUCGACGAUUCAUCAACCUACAAGUAAGGUUGUCAUUGAAAGAAAUUUUCCUUUGCUGACUAACACUCGACGAUGGUUUUCGCACCCGUACUUUCGAAAGAAAAUCGAGCCUACUGUUGACCAGUUGGGCAACCUGACUAGGCCAAAAUUCCAAUCGAAAAAAAUAGUUUAUGGCAGCUGCCCUUGGGUGUUUCCUAACAAAUGCUAUGACUCCAGGCCUAUAAUGGCGUUGCAUGAGGAAAUCAACGACUUUUACAACUACAUGUCUCCCACUCCUCAAGAACACGCUGCACGCAAAGCAGUUAUUCGGAACAUUGAAGCGGUCAUAAUCGAGUUGUGGCCAUCCGCGAGGGUCCAAGUGAUCGGUUCGUUCCGGACCGGUCUCUACCUUCCGAGUAGUGAUAUUAACUUGUUAGUGAUCGGCAACUGGUCUCGAUUUCCUCUGAAUACUCUAAAGCAUGUGAUGGCGAAAAAGGGAGUUUGUAUUGAAAAAUUCAUAAGCGUAUUCGAAAGCACCCGCGGACCAGUACUGAAACUGCGAGACAAAUUGUUUGACUUUGAAAUACAAAUAUCCUUCAAUGAAAGUAAUGGACCGCAGGUUUCAGAACUCAUCAAAGAAUACAAGGCCAAAUAUCCUAUUUUAGGGAAGCUAGCGCUCGUUCUGAAACAAUUCUUGUACCAGAGAGGUCUUCAUGAAGUCCUCUUUGGUGGCCUAUCUUAUUACGGUCUCAUAAUGAUGAUCGUGUCUUUUCUUCAACUACAUCCAAGACCGAAUGAUGCAAUGUCUUCUAAUGCCAACCUUGGUGUUAUGCUUAUAGAGUUCUUCGAGCUUUAUGGUCGCAGGUUCAACUAUUCCGUAACAGCCCUAAAGACUAAGAAAGGAGGCAGCUACUCUCCAAAGAAUGAGCUGGCUGUCCAUACGAGUAGUGUAGAACACUCAUCAAUGCUUUGUAUCGAAGAUCCUCUGAAUAGUUUCAUAGACUUGGGUCAUGGCUUCUUCAGGGCUCUCCAUGCCAGACAGGCUUUUGCACUUGCCUUUGCAACAUUGAAUAUGGUGAUGAACGGCUUCUGUGACGAUGACGACUCACGUCCGCAAGGGAGUAUUCUUGGCACGAUCAUCAGGGUGUCCCCUGCCGUUAUCAGACAGAGGCAGGAAGUCAGUAACAAUUUUUUAGUAAUUACUUCAGCAAUUAAAGGAUUGGAUGUAAACAGUGCUUCAGUCUGA
Messenger RNA from Nezara viridula (southern green stink bug), 1296 nucleotides. The record is from the annotation of a GenBank genome assembly. NCBI's taxonomy places the organism in Eukaryota, Metazoa, Arthropoda, Insecta, Hemiptera, Pentatomidae.